This is a messenger RNA of Aspergillus tubingensis, 1047 nucleotides long. RefSeq names its product sterol desaturase family protein. Gene Ontology annotation, molecular function: C-4 methylsterol oxidase activity; iron ion binding. Gene Ontology annotation, biological process: ergosterol biosynthetic process. The coding region runs from base 1 to 1047 and encodes 348 amino acids. The transcript has 2 exons. The record is from RefSeq and is a predicted model, not a curated record. Lineage: Eukaryota; Fungi; Ascomycota; Eurotiomycetes; Eurotiales; Aspergillaceae.
AUGAAUCGGGUCUUGGCUCUCCCAGCUCUGUUCUUCUGUCUCUUCACCUACACCCCUUCCUACACCACCUUUAAUUUGAUCUUCUUUUAUAUGACAUGGACGACUCUCAUCCUGUCGCAUUCCCCAUUCAAGGUUGAGCUGUUCGGCUCCAUAGGCGUGCGACUGCUGUUCUAUAUCCUCCCCUCGGCGCUGCUCUUUCUAUUCGAUGCGCUUGUCCCCUCCGCCGCCGUCCUGCUCAAGGCGCAUGGUGAACACGGUCUCCCGACUGGAAGCAAGCGACGAGGAGUCCGGGGUCGAGAGCUCAAAGUCGUAGGAUGGUCAUUCCUCAACAUUUUCAUAAGCAUCGCCGUGCAAGCUACCAUCGAAACUCUUCGCAUCGGGUAUUUCAAUACGCGCAGUGCCCUCAAAGUAUCCUUCUCGAUCCCGAUCAUACCAUGGAACAUUGCCUUCCAUCUCGCCUGUGUCCUACUACUCCGAGAGAUCCUCGCAUACACCAUCCACCGCUUCAUCCUCCAUAACGACAAAUACCGCAUCACGCGCUACAUCUCCUCCCUCCACCAAACCUGGUACCACUCGCUUCACGCGCCCUACCCUUCCACCGCCCAUUACGACCACCCUAUUCCCUACCUCCUCGGUAAUGCCGUCCCCACAUUACUCCCCGCCGUCUUCCUCCGCCUCCACAUGAUCACCUACGCCAUGUACAUGAGCAUCGUCUCGCUGGAAGAGACUCUCGCUUACUCCGGAUACUCUGCCAUGCCGAUGGACUUCUUCCUCCUGGGCGGGAUCGCUCGCCGAGUAGAGAAGCAUCUUUUGAAUCGCGCGGCCGGGAAUUUUGGCCCGUGGGGUAUUGCGGAUUGGUUUUGUCAGACUACAAUUAGCGAAGAGGAGGGUGAGGCGCUGAUCACCGAGACAGAAGAUGAGGGUGAUGAGCCUACGCCCGUUCUUAGGGGGAAGGAGAUUUUUGAGGCCAAGGUGCAGGAGGCUUUGGAUUCGCACGCUAAGAAGACGCAGAGGAAGCAUAAGAAGAAGUUGAGGCAGUUGUUGUGA